Messenger RNA from Oryzias latipes (Japanese medaka), 5328 nucleotides. Its product is annotated as serine/threonine-protein kinase N2. The record is from RefSeq and is a predicted model, not a curated record. Lineage: Eukaryota; Metazoa; Chordata; Actinopteri; Beloniformes; Adrianichthyidae. Gene Ontology annotation, molecular function: ATP binding; protein serine/threonine kinase activity. Gene Ontology annotation, biological process: protein phosphorylation.
CAGAUGUUAAUAUAAGUUUAUAUUUGUUCCACUUGUAGUUCUUCUUUGAUCCUCCACAUCAACGAUACUUGACCCAUUUGAACCAUAUUAUUCCAGUGUUUGAUCUCUUUCUGUCUCCGGUGCAAAAGAAUCUCUUCAGUUUUUGCUUCACUCAAAAUGUAGCGGUUUAAUAAUUGUCUUUUUUAAAUUGAGCAAUCACAGCAUUACAGAACAUUGAACUAGAUUAAACAUUACAAGACAUGGGUUGACGUCAUAAACAAAGUCUUUGAAGGAACCCAAAUGCAGAAACAAAGCUAAUACCAGAAUAAAGAUUCAUCUCAACAAAGUGAAACAAAAAACAUUUUUAUUCACCUGCAGAAACAAAAGGGAAGUUCUUAAUCUACUAUAGAUUGUUUGGAUUUUUGUGAACAGUUUCAGUUUGUUUUUAAAUAUUCUAUAUCUUUUGUGUUUGUUAAACUUAGCAAGGCAAAGAAUUAUGUUUAAACAGAUCUCUUCUCUUUUAUUUUCUAAUAUGAUGCAAAAUAUGAUGCUGCUUAAUGAAAAUGUUGCCAGUUAUGGAAAAAUAUCUUCCCACCGGUCAUGUAGCUGUUCCCAAAAUAUUUGUUAAUAACUGUUGCAUGGUUUCAAUUUCCCUGUACACAUAAUUAAAUAGUAAUCUUGGUAAUUUCGUGUUUUGAAAGCACAAUUCUUGCAAACUAUUUACAGAUCAUAUUUGAUAAACAUUUCUAAUUUUUAUGUCUUUCUGAAAUAUGUUUAAUUGUUAGAUAACCAGUACAAUUAUUAUAACAGGGGUUUUAAAAAUAUACUGUGCACAUACCUGCAAUAAAGCCUUUGAAAAACACCAUAAAGAUAUUUUGAAAAGCGGCUCUUUAACCUGCUUUGCAGCAAUGAUUGAUUUAUUGUGAAAAUCCAUCCACAUGAUAGCAUGUUUGGAAAAUCUGUCUGACUUUGUCCAUUUAAAUGCACAUCUCACUGCUGCAUGGAGAGCAGCUCCAUGCAGACUUUUAUGCCAACCGGUUCAAAAGAUGCUUCAUGUGUUCAUCUUCCUCUUUAGCCUCAUCAGAAAUGCGCCUCUUCACUCGUUUCAGUGACGGGACAGGAGCAGCAGCAGCAGAAUGGCAGGAGCUUCAGAGCCCUGUCCUUGUCGUCACUUUAAGAUUCAGAAUGGUUGAAGGGUUUGCGCCCUGCAGAAGCUUCUGCCUGAACGUGUUCAGCCUUAGACCGCCGUCUGAACGUGGCUGACGUCCAGACGGUCAAAUCUCCAUCCCAGCAGGCUGAUCUCUGCUGUGUCCCGGCAAGAGCAGCAGCUCUGUGUCCUCCGGUUGGUGGCAGGACAGGAACAUGUGGUCACGCGGCGGCCAAUGCCAAGCCCAGAGCAGACGAUGAGGGCUGGCAGAGCAGCAGCAGCAGCAGCAGCAGCAGCGCUGCCUCUGAGGAGGAAUUCUUCCGUCCUCCAGCAGAAACAAGCCCUCUAAAAGAGGCAGGACAGAGACAGGAGGGUGUGGGUCUGGAUGUAGCAGAGAUGCGGAAACAAACAACAGGACGCGCCGGCUGAGCCAAGCCUCAGGAUGUCAAAGUGCCUCACCAGAAGAGUGUGUCCGUGAACGCACCGUGACACCGGGGACUCACCGGGAUCCAAAGAUAGUGAAGGUGAAGAGGUGCAACGUGAGAAGCCCCCCCUCCAGGAUGACAAAUUAGUCCUUUUUCAGCGGGGAGUCGAGCAACCAUCAGCAUGAAUGGAUGUGUUGUGUUGUGUUGUGUGAUGUUGUGUACACACGCUUCAGUCCUAAGUCAUCUGUCAGUGCGUAAGUGAGGCUUCGAUGUGAUGUUGUUAUCCAGGAUCAGAUGCUGUCCACAGCCCAGCAGAUGCUGCAGGAUAGCCGCACCAAGAUCGAGCUGAUCCGACUGCAGAUCAUCAAAGUCGCCCAGGCCGGCGCCGGCGGCAGCAGCAAUCAGACCAGCUCCACCCAAGGAGAGACGUCUUCGGAGGGCUUGGAGGCCGUGGACGCCCGUCUGGCAGAGCUGCAGCAGUACAUGCGCAGAGAGUCCGACGCGUCGGUGCUGGCCAAAGAUGCGGUGAAGCAGCUGGAAGGAAUCUCAGCUCUGGACCAGAAGGCGCUGGCGGAAGCUCAGUCUCGGGUGCAGGAGUCCUCUCAGAAGCUGGACCUUCUCCGACUGUCUCUGGAGAACUGGCUGAAGAAGAAGCAGCAGGCGUCAGUUCAGCAGCCCGAGGAGGAGAUCCAACCUUCACAGGAACUGCCAUCGCCCCCCAGCAGCAGGCCCGGGCGUCCUCUCCCAACAUCCUCGUCCACCAUCUCCAUCAGACCUGCAACUCUGACGGGCAAACUGGAAGUUAGACUUUUUGGAUGCAAGGAUUUGCUGAAACCCGUGGCAGACGCUGAGGACGGCUCUGCACUUCCCCUCAAAGCUCAGGUCAGAGCUGUGCUGCGGCUGGAUGGUAGAGCGGUCGGCCGCACCGGCUGGGCGGCUGUCAGCGGGCUGAGCUGGGACCAAAUGUUCUACAUUCAGCUGGAGCGGUCUCGAGAGCUGGAGGUGUGCAUCUACUGGCGGGAUCAGAAGACGAUGUGUGCCGUCAAGUUUCUCCAUCUGGAGGAGAUGAUGGAGAACCCAACUCACAAGCAGGUCUUCAGCCUGGAGCCACAGGGCCUCCUCUUCAUCAAGCUUCAGUUUGUUGACACUGUGGUGGAGCGGCAGCCCAAACUGAGACGUCAGCGAUGCCUCUUCACCAAAGAGCGAGGGAAAAAUUUUCUCCGAGCAGCCCAGAUGAACAUGAAUUUGGCCACGUGGGGUCAUCUGAUGAUGAGCAUCCUCCCUCGCUACACCUCCUUCAACACCUUCAGCUCACAGCUCUCUACGAGCCCUGACCCAGAGGGCAGCAGGACCCCUGAUCCCGCUGAGGAAGACCCCCCCAGCGCCAAAGCCCCAGCAGGAGAGGCUCUGGUGAACAGCCUCACCAACACCCAGGAGCCUCUGGCCCCCCUUAGCCUCGGGUCAGGCGGGACCCCCCCCAGCAUCAUCACUGCAGGACACGAGCCUCCAGAGGUGAAACAGCAGCAGAAACUGGUCUCCACCAGCAUGUCAGAGGGAAGCGCCCCCCCGCCAGCGUCUGCUCUGAAGUUGCAGGUGGAGGAUUUCAGGUUCAUGUCCGUUCUGGGACGUGGACACUUUGGGAAGGUGCUGCUGGCGGAGUUUCAGGAGACACGGACGCUGUUUGCCAUCAAAGCCUUGAAGAAGAGAGACAUAGUGAGGCGUGAUGAGGUGGACAGCCUGAUGAGUGAGAAGAGAAUCUUUGAGAUGAUCAACGCCUCCCGUCAUCCCUUCCUGGUCCACCUCCACGGCUGCUUCCAAACCUGCGACCACGUCUGCUUCGUCAUGGAGUAUCUGCCAGGCGGCGACCUGAUGAUCCACAUCCACUCUGACGUGUUCACGGAGGCGCAGACCAGGUUCUAUUCUGCAUGUGUCCUGCUGGGCCUGGAGUUCCUGCACCAGAACCAGAUCAUCUACCGAGACCUGAAGCUGGACAACCUGCUGAUGGAUGCUGAGGGAUUUGUCAAAAUCACAGACUUCGGUCUUUGCAAAGAAGGAAUGGGUCACGGGGAUCGGACCUCCACUUUCUGUGGGACCCCGGAGUUUCUUGCCCCCGAGGUCCUGACCGAGGACAACUACACCCGAGCUGUGGACUGGUGGGGGAUGGGCGUCCUCAUCUACGAGAUGCUGGUUGGAGAGUCUCCUUUCCCUGGUGAAGAUGAGGAGGAGGUGUUUGACAGCAUCGUCAACGAUGAAGUGCAGUACCCGGAGCUCCUUCCUCCUGACGCCGUCUCCAUCAUGCAGAAGCUGCUGAGGAAGAAUCCGGCAAAGCGUCUGGGAGCUGGAGAGAGGGAUGCCAACGAGGUGAAGGGGGAGGAGUUCUUUCAGCUCCUGGACUGGGACGCCCUCCUGGCGAAGAAGGUAAAGCCCCCGUUUGUGCCGUCAAUCAAGGAGUCCACAGAUGUCAGCAACUUCGACAGCGACUUCACUCGCCUCCAGCCCGUCCUGUCCCCCCCGCCCAAACCCUCCAGCCUCUCUGCGCAGCACCAGAAGGCGUUUGCAGACUUUGACUUCUGCGCCGUGCUCAGGUGAAAGAGGACGACAGCACGCGGUCCCGUCCGUCCACGAUCUACCUCACCGGGAACCGUCAUCUCCACCCUGCAGAUCCCACCACCCAUUCUGUGCUUAGAAGAGACCAGAGGGAAAGACACCCAGGAGCUGAAGCAAAGCUGGACUUCCUCCUGAUCCCUCUCUCAUUCUGCAGAUCAGCUGCUGCAGCAUUCCCACUGUCAAACUGUGACCUGUCGAUCUUUAGAGCCCCCUCCCCUCCUGCAGCCUGACUGGACCUUUCAAACGUCUCCUGACUGUUGAUGAACAGCAGAGGGGGCCAUGCGCUCCACCAUGCGCUCCGUUUUCGGCUCAUUUCUUCUCUAAACGACCCUUUAAAGUUACUUUGUGAUGUGAGCGUCUCCUCAUCGAAGCGCUUCAGCUGCCUUAAGCUAACCGCUAACAUGAAUCUAGAUACAGCUGGAAAAAAAGCUCAUAAUCUCCUGUUUCAUCAUGUAAAGCGGCUUCAAACUGGUUUCACAGUUCAUACAGUCAUGAUGUUUGAAACCAUGACAGUUCAGAAACUUUGAUGCAGAAAUGUAAUCUGAAAAAACACGGAGAGCAGGACAAUGCUGUCAGAAGAUGGGUCAGCGCGGGAAAUUCCCCUCACCAGCAUCGACGGUCGGCUGCAGCUCAAUCUGAGAAAAGCAUGCGGAUGCAAACGCGUGGAGGUGGUAUGAUGAUUAGGGAGACGUUCCUCCAUCCAUCCAUCCAUCCAGAUGUGACGUUGACAUGAACUGUGUCCAGCUAACAGAUCAGGUGAUUCCAGCAGAGACCGUGGAAGCAGAAGAACGGCAUGGAGCUGGACUCUGACAACACAUGAGCUCAGAUCAUGAGGAAAAUCCACUGAAUACGGCCAGCUAUGACCCCCCUCCCAAAAAACAGACAGGGAUGGCGUUCUAUCAAACAUAAAUCGUCUUUAUUCAGUAACAGAAUGUAAACAAAAUCAAAACUCUCCUCAAAAACAAAUCUUUCAAAGAAAACUGAACUUUAAAAAAACUCUUAUCCUGGGUGGAAUAAAUCCCUGAUACCAGAACCUCCUAAAGGCAGUCAUGCACACGAGAGCCAGAAUCCAAAUUCAACUGCAUUUGUUCUGAUCGUUCACAUCUUCAGCUGUGUAGAAAUGAAUGUCUGGGACUGGGCCGCACAGAAAAAAUAAAAUAACUUACAUAA